GUCAGAAGAGUUCCGGUCCAGCUGAUUUAAACACAGCUGCAAGGACAUUAGAGUGGGUUAGACUCCAGUGAAGAGCUGCUGAGAGAGCUGUGGACUCAGUGUGGUAUACAGGGCUAGUGUAGUGCUGGGUGUGGAGCUGUCAGUGUGCUGUGUACUCAGUGUGGUAUACAGGGCUAGUGUAGUGCUGGGUGUGGAGCGGUCAGUGUGCUGUGUACUCAGUGUGGUAUACAGGGCUAGUGUAGUGCUGGGUGUGGAGCGGUCAGUGUACUGUGGACUCAGUGUUUUACUAGUGAGGAUGUUGCUGACUUUCUAUCUUCUCUUCAUUGGGCUUCAUGUUUCUGAAGGCUGUAAUCUGGUGAACAGAGAACAACUGCUAAGUAUCACAGCUCACACAGGAGGGUCAGUACUGCUGCCCUGUUACUGCCCUGACCUACAGACCACACCUGAGGAAUUCAGAUGGACAAAAGACGACACAAAAACAGGCAAACGGGAAAACAUAUCCAGUCAGAGUGGUCAGUACAGCAACAGAGUUCAGCUGGUUAAUGGUCACUCUCCAGGAAAUCUCUCUCUACUCAUAUCACACCUGACUGAAGAGGAUGGAGGAGUUUACAUGUGCGCUGUUAAAGGUGCUCAUUUAAUAAUCAGACUGGCUUUAAAAGAGGGUCCACAUACAACUCCAACAGCUACCGCAGUGGUCAAAGUAAACAACAACCCAACCACUUCAACCACACAUUUAUCUCAAGCAUCUAACAAUUAUUCCACUUAUUUCUUCAUCUGUAUUCCUGUUCUUCUUCUCCUGCUGGGACUCAUAGGAGUCAUCUACUGGAGAUACAGAGGACAGAGCCGAGGGCAGACAGAGAGCCAAGAGCUAGAAAGCACAACGACACAGCACAAAACACAGGAUGAAGUGACGUACUCUACUGUCGUCCACAGUAACACAACCACAACAACAACCACAGUCACUGACAUUGAAGAAAAGACAGAAUACGCCACCAUCAGAGUAAACGAAUAACAUAUCUCACCCCAUCAAAAUGUUUUU
Molecule: messenger RNA, 1039 nt
Organism: Pygocentrus nattereri (red-bellied piranha)
Lineage: Eukaryota; Metazoa; Chordata; Actinopteri; Characiformes; Serrasalmidae
Exons: 6
Coding region: 296-1012 (238 amino acids)
Biological process (GO): positive regulation of T cell proliferation; T cell costimulation; negative regulation of T cell proliferation
Cellular component (GO): external side of plasma membrane
Source: RefSeq, a predicted model, not a curated record